GUUUUAUCAUAAAUAAACACGCAAUACACACACUAAAACACAUACAUUUAAAGUGAUUGACGAUGGCGGCAGUUAUGGAUCCACAUGACAAGAUGCGGUCUAGAGACAUUAGCAAGGUUGCCAAAGGGCAACAAGCACCGCGCCCGGCUCACGAGCCGGGCACAGUUUCUGCCCCGCCUCCUCCUUCCUCAACCAAGACUCCCGAGGAGAAGGCUGAUGAGAAAGACGCCGAGAAGAAGUGUUACUCGUCAUACCUUGAAUACCUCAAGUGCACAAAACAAAAGGGGAAAGGAGCCUCUGAGUGCAAGAAGUUUGCAGAUAAUUAUAUAUCAAACUGUCCUCCUGAAUGGAUUGAGAAAUGGGAGGAAGAAAGGAAGCAUGGGAUCAUUCAUGAUCAUGUUUAAAGCUUAAUAUAUAUACAUGCAUGUGAACGUGCUUAACAUUAACACAAGCAUUUCGAUCAUA
Helianthus annuus (common sunflower) is the source of this 465-nucleotide messenger RNA. RefSeq names its product putative cytochrome c oxidase subunit 6b-like. Lineage: Eukaryota; Viridiplantae; Streptophyta; Magnoliopsida; Asterales; Asteraceae. Gene Ontology annotation, cellular component: mitochondrion; respiratory chain complex IV. The record is from RefSeq and is a predicted model, not a curated record. The coding region runs from base 63 to 404 and encodes 113 amino acids. The transcript is spliced from 4 exons.